GAUUCCUAGAGUGGUCUGGAUAUCAUUUGAAAUCCUUGUCAAGCAGUUUCCAACCAAAAAAUCUUACUGUACGUUUUUUGACAGUCGCAUCAAACAACUAUGGAAGGGGUCGAUGGUUUUAGACAAUUUGAAGUACUUAACUCUGAGUGAUUUUGAGAACUUGAUUGAAACACCAGAUUUGACAGGAGCCCCAAAUCUUGAGAAACUAUACCUUUCAGGUUGUAGAAGCUUGUGUGAGGUCCACCCAUCCAUCAGAAUUCUCAAACGAUUAAAAUUAUUGGAUUUAAGCCAUUGUGAAUCUCUUGAAAGACUGCCAGACAAGUUCUACUUGAAAUCUCUUGAAUAUUUGGUUCUUGACGAAUGUUCAAGUCUUGAGAAGUUACCAGACCAAAGUCGGUUGGAAUGCUUGAAGUAUCUUAUAGCAUAUGGAAUUGCUAUAACACAAAUACCAUCUGUCAAUCUAUUCCACAAAAGCAUCGAUGGUGUUUCUCUCAAGGGAGGCAAGUGGAUGCCAAGUAAUUCAAGAGAUCCCACCUAUGAUAUCAAAUCACUUGUAGAAUAUCAGAUGGAAGGAAAAUAUGAGGUAAAAGCAAUGUACAUUGAUAUUGACAGGGAAGGAGAAAAUAUUUUAGACAUGGCAAGUGGAGGUGUUGCGAAUUCAUUCUAUCCAGAUGCGAUGAUAUAUGGAUGGUCGUUGGGAUCUGGAAUCCCGAAAUGGGUUGACAAUACAAGUAAUGGCUCCUCUGUAAAGAUAGAUUUGGAUAGUAAUAUCAAGACGAUGGGGGUGUGCUUUCUUUAUUGUUGUGAUUUUCAUCAAUUCCUUUCCCCAAAAGGCACUUCAAUUUCUUCGUUAUCUAGAAGAUUUUUAUUAUAAACCUAAGUUUCCUUGCUUGGAUAUCUGUUUGGUUAAGCCAAUUGGAUUCUGGGUGUAUAUAACAACUCCACGAUUUUUGGAACGAUGGAAAUCGGAUAAACUGAGCUUGAUUAAGAUUUCAAUUACAGCAAAAAUGGAGAGUUUCAGCUCUGCUUUUCCUCCAAUAGAAUUAGAAGUGAAAGAAUGACGGUGCAUUUGGUAUCUCCGAAUGAUGCCAAUUCACAGUUCUAUAAUAGCAUUGCUCCUCAUCUUGGUUUGGGAUCUUCAAAUUUACAAUUCUAUCGUCAAUUUUAUUUUAAUUUGGACCAAAAACCUCUUCCAUCGACGAUGUCGAAUGAUCAAAUCUCAAAUUGAUUAAGGGAAUGUUGUCGACCACCCAAGCUGCUUUUCUUUGUUGUCAUGUUUCUGGUACGUUAUGCUACCUCUCUACCCUUCAUCUCAAACUCGGAUAUCUAUCUAUAAGACAUGCAAUUUAGUCAUUUCUGUUUCUAUCUGUUUCAAUUUUCAAAUAUGGAAAAUAUAAUUAAAUGUUAUGUGCAUGGAAGUGAUCAGGGAACCUUUUGCUCCUGCCAAAACGUGGGAGAAUACUUGGCAUGGAAGUGCGGCAUGAUGUGAAAUGAAGAUUUGAUUCAACAGAUGUAACACCCAGGCCAAGCCCGUAGAGGAAGCCUAACCAGUCUGAAGAGGGUUAAAAUCUCACAAUAAGCUCUCAAAAUCUCACAAAGAGUUCUCUCUCUUUUCUCUCUAUUUUGGCCGCAACUAUACGCACUCCCUGUACAAAAAUUAUGUUUAUAUACGAAACGGCGCAGUGACUAGAUUUUUCGGACAUUCGCUCAAGCAAGGUGUUGAGCUAACAAUUUGUGUGGGGUUCGCUCAAGCUGAUUAUCAAGCGAGUGUCGAGCAAACAAUUUGUCUGGAUUCACUCGAGUGGGCUAUCAAGCGAAUGUCAAACAAGCAAUCUCUCUUAAGUUUGCUUGAGCCAAGGUUGAGCCGCAGUCGAGCCAAGUAUUUGGAAUGAUGUUUUCAACAGGAAAUCAAGCCACCAUUCCAACAGAAAAAGUGAUGGAUCCCAUUAAUGAUUAAGGGAAGUGCGAGUCCCAUAAUAUGUUUUAUUAUGGUGAAGGGCUUUGUGAAAGGGAAGAGAAAGACGGAUGGGUAUGUGUAAACGAAGCUACUUUUCCCUUCCCUCUUCACAUGUUCAUUGGUUGAUAAGGUAACAAACCAGCCAUAAAGAGUGAGAUUAUCACAAGAAUAAAUUCAACAAUCACCUUGAACAUCUACUUUCUUAACAAAAAUCGUAACCAGCAAAACUUGGUAAUAUUCUUGUGAAUUUUAUUUAGGACUUUGUCGAAACUUUUAAACAACUUAAAAGUUAACUCUAUUUCUAGAAUGAUCGUCUCAAGGCAUAGAGUGCUUGCUUUAGAA
Juglans regia (Persian walnut) is the source of this 2299-nucleotide messenger RNA. Its product is annotated as probable disease resistance protein RPP1. NCBI's taxonomy places the organism in Eukaryota, Viridiplantae, Streptophyta, Magnoliopsida, Fagales, Juglandaceae. The record is from RefSeq and is a predicted model, not a curated record. The transcript is spliced from 3 exons. The coding region runs from base 113 to 874 and encodes 253 amino acids.